GUUCUGGCCAUCCAUGAGGCUGCUGUGGCUCCACCAAGGCAUUUCAGCUUUUCCAGAGGAAGAACCCACACACCCCGGCCCAGAAGGACCGGGACAAGAACUAUGCACGUGUGGAGUGAGAGCGAAGACUGCCUGCCCUUCUUGCAGCUAGCACAGGAUUACAUCUCUUCCUGCGGCAAGAAGACACUCCAUGAAGUCUUGGAAAAAGUCUUCAAGUCCUUCAGAUCUCUGCUGGGGCUCCCAGAUGCAGAUGACGACGCAUUUGAAGAGUACAGUGCAGAUGUGGAGGAGGAGCCAGAGGCGGACCACCCCCAAAUGGGGGUCAGUCAGCAAUAAACUCCUAGGUCACCUCCCAGAAGGGGAUGAAGCCCUAUGCUGCCCAUGGGGUCCUGUGCUCCUGAGGUAGCCUUUUGUAUUAGCUCUUCAAAACAGGACACCGGGCUCCUGACAUCCAACUGAAAAUGAAAUACCUUUUAAAUGACCACACAAUGUCUGUGAUGAGCUUUGCUCAGAAGUGAUCACAAUUUCUGCCCCACUUUGGCGGGGUUUCUAUGGCGAUGUCUUGGUAGCCUUUGCCACUUUGAAGUUAGAGUCCAUGUUGUGGCUGCCUCUUCCCUCUUGAGUUUAUGUUGGAGAAUUAAUGUUUGCUGAUUGGAAUGUAGAGAACGCUGAAUGUAUUAGGGAUGUGUUUUGAGUCCUCCCAGGUGACCUUGCUGAGGAAAAGCAUGACCAAGGAGAAAUGCAGCCUGCACUUUUCAUGUACCUUUUAAGUGUCCAUAAGUGAAAGGUUUUGCUUAGAAGGCAUGAGUUUUAAUAUCUAGUCGUGAAAUGCAUGUGUGCAAAUGCAGAGGGUGAGGGUGGCUGAGGCUCCUUGGAGACUUGCUGCUGCUGAAUUGGUUCCCUGGGCAUGUGGCAGCCAGCUGCUGGUUAGUGUAAAUGUUUCGUGGUUGUUCGAUCAUUUUAAAACAUGCUGAUUCCAAAGCCACUUUUAAAUUCUAAUAGUGGAAAGUAUAGAUGGGGUGAAAGAUAUAAAUUAUUGAUUCCUUUGAGCUGUUUCUAAACCUGCAUAUGAAGUGAAGCCUUUGCCCUCUUUCUUUAGGAGGAGACGGUAACUCGUUAAAUCAUGAAAACAACUAGAAUCCAAGCAAGUGUCCCUUAGUUAGGCUUUGAAGCCACUGAUGAAAUCUAAUAGGAAAAUAACCCAGGAUAAAAAAAAUAAUAUAAUGAAAUCCUGUACUUUUCUAAUCUUUUAUUCUGUAGAGAAUGCCAAGAAAAGUCUCCCGCUGAGUUAAUUUAUUAAAAAUUAUAAUUAAAUACUCCAGGGAACCUACUUGCAGUGAAAUUUUAAAGUGACAUGGAAGUGGGAAUCUUAGAGGAUUGCUUGGUUAAAAAGAGGACGUUUUUAAUGAUCAGGACACACAGACAACUCCCAGAAGUAACUGCUGUCAUUAUUUAGCCAAUAAAUACCAGGACAUUCUCUAAUGCCACUGUAAGACCCUUGUGUGUCUCGGGUUCUCAUAACUUAGGAUACAAGAGCUCCCUUACAGCACUUGAUUCUUCCAAUCAUCCCGUUUGGGAAUGUUUUACACACACACACACACACACACACACACACACGGUGCCAUCGGUAUUUUAAGUUAAAAACAAACCAAACCCACAGUAGCAGAAGCUUGUGUUUGUGGCAGCCGUCUGGGCAUUUUCUGUUGAAUGCAGUGGUACUGUGAAGAGUCCCACUGCUCUUGGUGCACAGCAGAGUUCAGUUCCUGGGUGAUGUCGCAUCGUGGUUUUGUAUCUGUGUUUUUAUUUUCUGGAAACUUAAUGGUUAAUCUCAAGCCGAGUUACUUCCCUUGAAGUUGCCCAUUAGCUAAGUCAGACUUAGUGCUCCUUCUAGGGUAUGAGGUCCAGUCCUGCCUGUGCUUCCCAGGCCCUGUCUGCUCACAACCUGGAGACUGAGCUCUCUGUCUUGUAGAUAUGGUCCAGAGCAGGUAACUUCCUUUUAAACAUGAUAGGCCACACAAAUAAAUGGCUUUUGUAGGUUACAAAGUUUGCUCAAUUAUGAGGUAACCAGGAAUUUUAUACAGAGGCUUCAAAUCUAAAUUUACAUGUGUUUGAACAUUAAUAUAAGAUGGAUUUUUAUCAAAACAUUUAAACUUUGACCAAAUAUACUUGGUAUUCUCA
Cricetulus griseus (Chinese hamster) is the source of this 2178-nucleotide messenger RNA. NCBI's taxonomy places the organism in Eukaryota, Metazoa, Chordata, Mammalia, Rodentia, Cricetidae. The record is from RefSeq and is a predicted model, not a curated record.